GCGGCCGCGGCCAAGGCCCAGGAGUGGCAGGACUCGGGCCGGAGCGUGGCCGGACCCCCACCCGCCGAGGGCCCCAGGGAGGACGCGGCAGAGACACAGUGGCAGCUUGGAGACUUGGCUACCUGGUCCCUGCAGUGACCGCUAGAGCCCAGCCUCACAUCCGCCACCAUUCCGUGCUGCAGGGACACGAUGGCAUCAGAAGAGGACGCUGGAGGGGAGGCCUUAGGGGGCAGUUUCUGGGAGGCUGGCAACUACAGGCGCACGGUGCAGCGGGUGGAGGACGGGCACCGGCUGUGUGGGGACCUGGUCAGCUGCUUCCAGGAGCGCGCCCGCAUCGAGAAGGCCUACGCCCAGCAGCUGGCUGACUGGGCCCGCAAGUGGAGGGGCGCUGUGGAGAAGGGCCCCCAGUAUGGCACCCUGGAGAAGGCCUGGCACGCCUUCUUCACGGCGGCUGAGCGGCUGAGCGCGCUGCACCUGGAGGUGCGAGAGAAGCUGCAGGGCCAGGACAGUGAGCGGGUGCGCUCCUGGCAGCGGGGGGCCUUCCACCGGCCCGUGCUGGGCGGCUUCCGUGAGAGCCGGGCUGCCGAGGACGGCUUCCGCAAGGCCCAGAAGCCCUGGCUGAAGAGGCUCAAGGAGGUUGAGGCUUCGAAGAAGAACUACCAUGCGGCCCGGAAGGAUGAGAAGACGGCCCAGACUCGCGAGAGCCACGCCAAGGCGGACAGCGCCGUCUCCCAGGAGCAGCUGCGCAAGCUGCAGGAGCGCGUGGAGCGCUGUACCAAGGAGGCAGAGAAGAUGAAAACGCAGUACGAGCAGACGCUGGCAGAGCUGAAUCGCUAUACCCCGCGCUACAUGGAGGACAUGGAGCAAGCCUUCGAGAGCUGCCAGGCCGCCGAGCGCCAGCGGCUCCUCUUCUUCAAGGAUACGCUGCUCACCUUGCACCAGCACCUCGACCUCUCCAGCAGUGAGAAGUUCCAUGAACUCCACCGCGACCUGCACCAGGGCAUCGAGGCCGCCAGUGACGAGGAGGAUCUGCGCUGGUGGCGCAGCACCCAUGGGCCAGGCAUGGCCAUGAACUGGCCACAGUUUGAGGAAUGGUCAUUGGACACACAGAGGACGAUCAGUCGGAAGGAGAAGGGUGGUCGCAGCCCCGACGAGGUUACCUUGACCAGCAUCGUGCCCACAAGAGACGGCACCGCACCCCCACCCCAAUCCCUGGGGUCUCCGGGCAGCGGGCAGGAUGAGGAGUGGUCAGAUGAGGACAGUCCCCGGAAAGCUGCCACCGGCGUGCGGGUGCGGGCGUUGUAUGACUACGCUGGCCAGGAAGCAGACGAGCUGAGCUUCCGAGCAGGGGAGGAGCUGCUGAAGAUGAGUGAGGAGGAUGAGCAGGGCUGGUGCCAGGGCCAGCUGCAGAGCGGCCGCAUUGGCCUGUACCCCGCCAAUUACGUGGAGUGCGUGGGCGCCUGAGUGCCCUGACGGCCCUUCUGCGACGUCUCUCCAACCCUGGGUCGGAGCCCAGCUGCUCCCUGGACAGCUAGACCUGGGGCCCUGAACCAUUGUGCCCUGCGGAGCCCUGUCCCCUGAGGAGGGAGGAAGUCCCAGGACCCAGGAAGGGGCGGGCCCUGUGGGGAAAGGCCAGCUGAGUCCAGCCUGAGGCUAAGAAGGGAGAUCAUAGGCCAUGGAAGGGUUUCUGGGUGCCUAGGCCUCCCCAGGAGCUGGGGACCCAGUUCUUGGCCUCGGUUUUGGAAUCCUUGGGAGAGCUUGGGCUGAAUGUAGUUCUGGGCCUAGCAGCAUCCUCUUAUGUGGCUUGUUUUAGUGUGUAUUACAUUUGACAAAAAACAAAAAACAAAACAAAACAAAAACCCCAAAACCAAAAAA
Lepus europaeus (European hare) is the source of this 1875-nucleotide messenger RNA. It is a transcript of the gene PACSIN3, whose product is annotated as protein kinase C and casein kinase substrate in neurons 3. Gene Ontology annotation, biological process: plasma membrane tubulation; regulation of endocytosis; cytoskeleton organization. The transcript is spliced from 11 exons. Gene Ontology annotation, molecular function: phospholipid binding; protein binding. The coding region runs from base 190 to 1464 and encodes 424 amino acids. Gene Ontology annotation, cellular component: cytoplasm; endosome; plasma membrane. The record is from RefSeq and is a predicted model, not a curated record. Lineage: Eukaryota; Metazoa; Chordata; Mammalia; Lagomorpha; Leporidae.